AUGAGUAUACACGCGGCCAUGAACGGAGAUGUGGAAGGCACUUCAGAGGAGUGCGUGAAGUUCAUUCCCUCAAAGAAAUCUAGUAAAGAAGAAAAUGGUUCAAAGGUGGACGAUUUGCAGCAACUUCUCACACGCGAAGAUCUGAUGAAGUUGGACUUGCGGGAACCCUUUUGGAGACGAGCGCGCUUGGCUCUACUAAUAUUCUUUUGGGUAUUUUGGUUGAGCCUGUUAGCGGCUGCCGUUUUGAUCAUCGUUUUCACUCCAAAAUGCCCACCCAGACCAACUCUAGAGUUUUGGCAAUCAAAGGUUGGAUAUUGGGUUGAUCCGUUUGCGUUUAAGGACUCGGGAAAAGACAAGAUUGGUGAUAUCCGCGGGUUGCUGGAUUCUCUAAGUUACAUCAAGGACACCAUUGGUGCAGGCUACAUCGUAAUCGGAUCUUUCCUUUCUGGACAGUUCACGAACGCUCACAGUGAAUUGGGCCUCAUUGACGAUUUCGUCAAUGUCGAUCCUGCACUCGGUACAAUGGAUGACUUCAGGUCAUUGAUACGAACUUAUCAUAAGAAUGGGUUAGAAGUCGUAAUAACGUUGGACUUCAAUGCAGUAUCCUUGACUCAUCCAUGGGUAAACGAAAGCUUGUUGCUAAAGGCCAGUUUACCAGAAAUAGCGUAUGCACGAGAUGGCAGGGAAGCCGUUGUUUCAAUUUCUGGUAAAAAAUACUAUUCAGUUUCUGGCGUGAAUAAAGUUGAUCUGGACAUGGAGUCGACAGAGGUCGUGCACCGUCUUCUGCUGUUUAGAAAUGGAAGUGUGAACUUUGUUCGAUCCGUAAGAAAAGUAUUGGACGAAGCCUCUCAGCUCACCACUAGAAAACGGAAGUCAUCUCCUUUGCAAGAAGCCUGGAUGAAUGUUAAUGUUGCUUCAUACUACAAAACAUAUGCAAAGGAAAGGCCUCAACUUGGACUGGCCACCGCCUCGCCCAGUGAUCAAAGACAAGAUAAUAUUCUGUCAUUAGCUGUUAUUUUCCUUUUACCUGGUUCUCCGUUAAUUUAUUACGGAUCAGAACUGGCCACAGAAUUGAAACCAAGCAAAGUAGCACCCAAGGAACUGUUCCCAAUGGGAAAAGUACCACUGCCCAAUUUUUCGAACAGAGAUAGUGUCCUCACAUGUCAUCUUCCAAUGCCAUGGAGCCAGUCCGGUCUGGAAUUUUCUGCUGGUGUCACCAACACAACCUUCACAGAGUACCUACAGUCGUUUGAGAUCAAAGAAACUGUUGAGGUUUGUGCCUCAUUGUAA
Messenger RNA from Echinostoma caproni, 1290 nucleotides. The record is from the annotation of a GenBank genome assembly. NCBI's taxonomy places the organism in Eukaryota, Metazoa, Platyhelminthes, Trematoda, Plagiorchiida, Echinostomatidae.